Molecule: messenger RNA, 5212 nt
Organism: Sorex araneus (European shrew)
Lineage: Eukaryota; Metazoa; Chordata; Mammalia; Eulipotyphla; Soricidae
Gene: DHRS7B
Product: dehydrogenase/reductase 7B
Exons: 7
Coding region: 64-1041 (325 amino acids)
Cellular component (GO): membrane
Molecular function (GO): oxidoreductase activity
Source: RefSeq, a predicted model, not a curated record
CGGCGCCCCGGGGGGGAGGUGUGUCGCGUCACUUCCGCGUGUGGAGGAUGAACUUGGUGGAUUAUGAUCUCUGCAGCCGCCAGGAAGUGUUGGCUGAAGGUGCGGGCCAUGGACUUUGUCUCGUCCACAGCCAUCCUACCCCUGCUGGUGAGCUGUGUGGGAAUCUAUAGCGUCUUCAAGCUGCUGAAGCACUUGUUCAACAAGACUUACAUCCAGAACUCAGUGGUCGUCAUCACCGGUGCCACCUCAGGCCUAGGGCGAGAAUGUGCCAGAGUCUUCUAUGCAGUAGGAGCAAAGCUGGUGCUCUGUGGACGGAACAAGGAGGCCCUCGAAGAGCUCACAGAAGAACUCAUGGCUUCUCCCACUGCCCAGGACCAAGCGCACAAGCCAUGCACAGUGGUCUUUGACCUCACAGACCUUGAGGCCAUCACUGAAUCCACAGCUGAGAUUCUCGACUGCUUUGGCUAUGUGGAUGUGCUCAUCAACAAUGCCGGCAUCAGCUACCGUGGUGACAUCAUCGACACCAGCAUCGACGUGGACAAGAAAGUCAUGGAUACAAACUACUUUGGCCCAGUUGCCCUCACUAAAGCACUGCUACCCUCUAUGAUGACACGGCGGCAAGGCCACAUCGUUGCCAUCAGCAGCAUCCAGGGAAAAAUCAGCAUUCCUUUUCGGUCCGCAUAUGCAGCCUCCAAGCAUGCAACCCAGGCGUUCUUUGACUGUCUGCGUGCAGAGAUGGAGCAGUAUGGGAUCGAGGUGACUGUGAUCAGCCCCGGCUACAUCCACACCAACCUCUCUCUCAACGCCAUCACCUCCAAUGGGUCCAGAUACGGAGUGAUGGACAAGAACACAGCUGAAGGCCGAAGCCCCAAGGAAGUGGCCCAAGAUGUCCUCACUGCUGUGGGCGAGAAGAAGAAAGAUGUUGUCUUGGCCACUCUGGUGCCUUCUCUGGCCAUUUAUCUCCGAACUCUGGCUCCGGGGAUCUUCUUCAGUCUCAUGGCCUCACGGGCCCGCAAGGAGCAGAAACCCAAGGAUGCCUAGUGUGACAGCCAGUGGGGAAGCGAUGCCUAGUGUGACAGCCAGUGGGGAAGCGACCUCUCUGUUGUAGCCAAAGGAGCGAGGGACAGUUGUAUGUGCUGAGACUUGACAGAAAAUCUGUCUCGGGGAUGGGGUCAAGGAUGGAUACAUGCCCUGCAGCUCUGCAGACAGGCCCUGCGGGUACCGCACUAAAAAGAUCACCAGCCUCUCAGCCUCUCCCUAGCGCUGACCGUGACGCUGAAGGAGGAACUGCUGAACUGGACUCCAAGGGCUUUAAGAUAAUGAAAUAAAUUCAUGUAGCAGGAAGAGUCAUAAUCCUCAACAGUUACUAGAACCAUCCUUGACCUCCAGGCUUUGCCUAGAAACUGCUUCUCUUGAAAUCAGGAUCAUUCCAACUUCACUUGGCCCAUUUGUUCUCAUGCCUGGUUUAUCCAAGAUCACUCACUUACUGUUUCUAUGGAGUCACCCCAGGGACAUGAAGAUAUCAUUAUUCAUAUCCACCUCCUGGGCCUCACUCAGAACAACAAAUGGGCCAACAUGGUGGGGCCUGAAAGAUAGUACAUUAGAUAAGGCACUUGCCUUGCGUGCAGCCAACCCCAGUUUGAUCCCUAGUACCUCAUAUGGGCCCCCUCAGCUCCACCAGGAGUGACCCAAGUGUAGAACCAGGAUUAAGCUCCAAGCAUAGGCAUGCGUGCCCCACCCCCAUCUCUCAACGGGCUAAUAUGGUACUGGUUAUUUGACACAAGUGACUCCAGUCUUGGGGUGGAGCAAUAGCACAGUGGGUAGGGUGUUUGCCUUGCACACAGCCAAGCUGAGUUCAAUCUCCAGUAUCCUAUAUGGUCCCCUGAGCAAUGCCAGGAGUCAUUCCUGAGCAUAGGAGUACCCCUGAGUAUCAUCAGCUGGGGACAAAGGGAAAAAAAAGCCUUACAAGUGACUCCCUAGGUUCCCUGCCAACUCUUACCCUGUAGGACACUCUAAGCAGAUGAACUUACUGAAGAGACAGCAGCCAACAAGAGGGGAAUCCCACGGGUGCCACACGUCUAGAAAGAGGCCAAUUCUAGUCAGGUGGGGCGUGGUACUAAGGCAGUGUCAGCUCCAGUGGGGAAACAUCCUUGCUUUAGCUGUGACAGUCUGGAGCGCAGCCAGGAAGGAUGUCUGCUUCCACCUUUUGGAUUCAUUCAGAUACAGGGUGGAGGUUCCCUAGGUCAGCCUUGCUGACUGGCUCCUUCUGUAGGUCCUACUGUACAGAUACUGACCUUUCCUGUCAAUUGGGGAAUGCUAAUUCACCACCUGCAUCAAAAGAACAUCACUGUUAUUGAUAUUGUUUUGGAAGCCAGUGACCAUGGCUGGGAUCCACCAGUCACAGGUGUCAGCUGUGGCAUAGGUAGGCAUAGCUUGUGGUUCGUGGCCACAAGCUAUGGUCAUCCAGGGUUGUUGAAGCUGGAUCCUGAUGUGCUGGAUUGAAACAGAAUCAUAGUCUAGCUGUCUGUUGAGAACUGUCUGAGGCCCAGCUGCUGUGGGUAGAAUGGUGCACUCACAGCACUACAUGCCCUCCUGGCACCGAAGCAUGGGACUAAAGGAUAUCAUUUAGUGUUCAUGUGCACACAAAACCUUGAGUCUGCUGGGUGUUUGGGUACAAGGCUCCCAAGCUUCUGGAGGGAGGCAUCCCAGCAGCGAACAUGGGGCUGGAGCAAUAGCAUAGCGGGUAGGGCGUUUGCCUUGCACGCAGCCGACCCAGGUUCGAUUCCCAGCAUCCCAUAUGGUUCCCUGAGCACUGCCAGGAGUAAUUCCUGAGUGCAGAGCCAGGAGUAACCCCUGUGCAUUGCCGGGUGUGACCCAAAAAGCCAAAAAAAAAAAAAAAAAACAACCCAGCAGCGAACAUGCUGGGAAUUAAAUUCCUUCUGUUUCUUUUUCUCCUCUGUCCUCAAAUGUUUUCCCUUCCACCCUUGCAUUCUGCUAGGGAAGUUGGAAACUGAUGACUGUGCCGGGGCUUUGCUGUCAGAUAAAGUUGAGACACUUUUCAUCUGACUCUCCAGCCUCGGUGAUUCUCUGAUGCCAGAGUGCUCCACGGCAAAAUCAGAACGGAAAAACACAACCAGCGUGUUUCUGCGGUACAGCACUGCACCUCUGUGCACUCAGCAGUACGGGCAACUCACACGGGCACACCAUGCCUGUCCCAUCUCCACGAGGGACCCCAGCUGCUGAGCCAGACGAGAAUGCUUUGGAGGGGGGCACGGAAAGAUAGGACACUGGGCAAGAUGCUUGCUUUGCACGCUAAGACCCGGAUUUGAUCACCGGCAUCCCAUAUGGUUCCCUGAGCACUGCCAAGGGUGAAUCUUGAGUGCAGAGUCCCUCAGUCAGGAGUAAGCCCUAAGCACCACUGGGUGUGGCAAAAAAAAAAAAAGAUGCUUUAGAUGCUUUAGAGGGAACCGACAAACUACCAACUACAAAUUGACCUGUAUGUCCUUUGACAUAAAGCUCUUUUUUGGAACUGACCCUCUUAAAAUUAGGCUGGGACAGGCAGUUAAUUACAUGACCCCCUCCCCAAAGCCACAUCCAGGGCUUAUAUGAAUGGGCUUUGCAGAGGGGAGCCUAGUUAUGGUCCCUGAGUGCUCUGGUGGGACAUAGUGUUUCUUCAGGGUCACGGUGGCAGCUUACUGGUGAGUAUAACCUACUUGCCAGCGAUGCCUAAGGGAAGGUGGCAGAAAUAGAUAAGCCACUGCUAACUGAAAGGCCACCCAUACUGGAGCUGGGGACUGUCUUAUUCUCCUUAGCCAUCUAGGCACACCUGGCACACAGAAGCCCUGCUCUGAGGCCCAGAGCCCCAUCACAGCCUGUCUCUGGCCACAGGACCUGGGCUGGUCCACCUCACAAGAGUCCUUCUGUUCACAAUAGUGAGCCAGCCGCUUGGCCCUGGUUCCUACUUCAGAUGAGCAUGUCUCAGCUGAUCUGAGAGCCCGUCUAUCUGUGCCCAGUCACCACCCCCCUGAAAUCUGGCGUGCAGGCUGAGUACAGCUCCCUUACCCAAUCUGGACUGUUGAUUACAAAAAUACCUACCAUUCUUCCCCUCUGCGCGAGCCAGCAGUCAGAUGCCUGAGGGCCUGUGGACACGGCCAUUGUUGCAAGGUCUGUCUGGGCUCACGAUCAGCACACCCGUUCCAGAUGGCCAGACUGUCAUGUAAAUAGUGGUGUGUACCCAAUGCCAUUUGCCACCCGGCACUCAAAUGAAUGAUUUAGUGUAGGGCCUUGGGAUUUAAUCCGUUAUUUCUCAAACCUGUAAGCCACAGCUCCCUCUCAGGUCUUAAGUCGCUCCAGAUCUUCCCCUUUGGCUAGAAGAUGCCCAGCCAUCCCUGAUCCCUUCCCAUCCGGCUCCACUCUCUCUGGGGCUAGACCUUCCCAAUGGGGCCCUUCAAGAAAGGGGAAUCAGAGCUGUUCCUGCGACGGGCAUCAAAGAAAGUGCUCCAUUGCUCUUCGGUUCAGGGACCUCUGUGGAGGGGUCAUUUCCCUUUUCUCCAGCGCUCAAGGAAGACCACAAGGUGCCCUUUGGUGAGAGGCGGGUAGACUCAGUUCGUGAGGGGUGGGGGCAUGGGAGGUGCGACAGAGGGGACCUUUCUUUGGCCAAGGGCAACAGCUUGAGAACCUCGGGCGCUUCAGAAAGAGGAGGGCUUUCUAAAUCAAAUCAGAACCUCCAGAGAUCCUCGGUGCCAGUUCUCCCUGUGAACCCGAGUGGCUCUAUCCUCUGUCCCCAAAUCACUUAGUGGGGCUGGCCUUGUAGAUAAGGCAAAGGACAAAUGAAACUGCCCGGGAAUGGGCCUGCCACGGGCCUGCCUCCGCGGGCAGGACUGUCACGGUGGCUGGGGAGCCAAGACUGAAGACACCAGGCGUUGAAAUUCUCAUAAUUUUAAUGGUCAAUAGCUUCUGGUUGGCUCUGAAUGGUACAGUUAAACAAUAUACUUAAAGCCCCCCUCCCAAGCACGGUCACACCCCCUCAGUAGCGCUGCUUCCAUCCAAGUCCCGCUGCCAGGUCAGACUUCCACAGCCUCAGAUCCUGCGGGUCAGAAACCCACAUCUUAGUGUAAUGAGUCGAAAAACCCUUGGUACACUUGUGAUCUGUGUUACUUUUUUUGCUUUGUUUCUUUAAAGAACAAGUAUUAAACCAAACAGCUUCCCAGGC